Messenger RNA from Ahaetulla prasina, 2156 nucleotides. RefSeq names its product PX domain containing 1 (gene PXDC1). The transcript is spliced from 5 exons. Gene Ontology annotation, molecular function: phosphatidylinositol binding. Lineage: Eukaryota; Metazoa; Chordata; Lepidosauria; Squamata; Colubridae. The coding region runs from base 722 to 1417 and encodes 231 amino acids. The record is from RefSeq and is a predicted model, not a curated record.
AAUCGGACGGACUACCGAGUCCAGGGAGCGGGACGCGUUCGCUUCUCUCCCCCACCCGACCCCACUUUUCUUGUUUCUUCCACGUGUUGAAAACCUCGGAUAAGUGGGUGGGGGGAAAAAAAAGAAGAAGCCCGGAGUCCAAACCCCCGACUUUGCGCUUGAGAUCGCGGGUGGUUUUGCCUUUUUUUUUUUUUUUUUUCAAUUCAGCCUCAAUUCUUCGCUCUGCCUCCCAAACGUUCAGGAAGAUUGCAAAAGAAAAAAAGAGAGGGGUGGGGGUGCGGGGAGGAAGAAGCGUCAAAGCCACAAGAUGCAACGCCACGCCACCCUGCGAGCAAAAAGCCUGUCCCCUUCGGCCUGAAAAGCAGAAGCCCGUCUGAUUUGCCCGACAGCUCCUCCGCCUCAGCCCGUGCUUGUGACUAGCAAGCGGUGGCGGCAAAAAAAAGCGGCCGUAGUCAGGGAGAGGAGGCGGCGGCGGCGGCGGAGGAGGAGUAGGAGGAGGACGGCUGAGCCCUCCCCUCCUCGUCUUUUGCCUGGGCGAAGAAUGCCGGAGGCGCCUGUGGCCGCCCUGCGCGGAGCUUGAAGGCAGCGCCUUGUGCCGUCGACGCCCAGCUCGACCAUGGUGGCUCCCUUUUCUUGACGCCGGAGCGGCUUCUUAGCCAAGGACGGAGGGGUUUUCCGCCGUCCCCCUCGCAGCGGGCUGGUAUGCGCGGGCAGCGGCGGGAUGGCCUCGGCUGUGUUUGAGGGCACCUCGCUGGUGAACAUGUACGUGCGGGGCUGCUGGGUGAACGGCAUCCGGAGGCUGAUCGUCAACCGACGCGGGGACGAGGAGGAGUUCUUUGAGAUCCGAACCGAGUGGUCGGACCGGAACGUCCUUUACUUGCACCGCAGCUACUCGGACUUGGGCCGCCUCUUCAAGCGCCUGCUGGACUCUUUCCCGGAGGAUCGUCCCGAGCUGUCACAGUCCCCCUUCCUCCAAGGCUUAAUUACAAUUAAAGAGUCUCAUGACAUAGAAGCCAGGCUGAACGAGGUAGAGAAGCUCCUAAAGAAUAUUAUAAAUAUGCCUUGGAAGUAUUCCAGAUCUGAAGUUGUUCUCACCUUUUUCGAAAGGUCUCCUUUAGAUCAAGUGUUAAAAAAUGACAACAUCCAUAAAAUCCAACCAAGUUUCCAGAGUCCAGUUAAAAUAUCUGAAAUCAUGCGUUCGAAUGGAUUUUGUUUAGCUAAUACUGAAACAAUAGUGAUCGAUCACAGUAUACCGAACGGCAAAGAAAGACACUUGGACACCGAUUCAGCAGAACACUUGUUUGAAAAUGUUAGUGAAUUUACCUCUGAGUUGCAGGACACUGAUGACCCAACAGCUUAUGUCACCAACUUGUCAUACUAUCAUCUGGUUCCAUUUGAAACGGAUAUUUUGGACUAAGACUGUCAAACAGACUUUACGGCUGACAUCAGGCAAUCGUCUUUUCUUGGGGCAUUCAGUGCCACCCUAGCUUUGCACUGAUCAAGCCUGCUACAAGUAUUUGAUGCAAGACAGAAAAAGGAUUCCUACCAAAGGUAGACCUUGAAGCUGAUAUCAUUGUUUGAUUCUUCACUGAGCCUGGGUCAACUUGCAAGGAUGUUUUUCUCCUCUAAUGGACAAAGAAGUUUUUAUAUGGCCAAAAAGAAGGAAACAAGGACAUCAAAAGCUACGUUGAUUCAAAGAAUAAGCGAUGUAGUGAUGAAACUUUGAUGUUACCAAAAUGAGAAAAAAGGCAUCAGUGGUACCAAUAGCUACAGUGACAUUUGAAAAUAAACUUUUACAUUCCUUCUCUUUCAAGUGGUCUCUAAUCACACCCAACAUUUUGAACCUCUUUUUAAUUGAAAGAUUCAUUAUGAUCAGACACUAGAGGAUUUUUAUUAUGAUGAUUAUUAUUUCUCAUGACGGCUUGCAAGAAAUGUCCAGUAGUUCGUUUACAGGGAAGUAUUCCAGAGUAAGUGAUGCCUUAUGUAAUGUGUGCCUACAAGAAAUAAGCUCAUGAAUUGACUGCUUAGUUUAACUUACCGUAUAUACUCGAAUAUAAGCCGAUCCGAGUAUAAGCCGAGGUCCCCAAUUUUACCCCAAAAACUGGGGUAAACUGGGGACUCGAGUAUAAGCCGAGGGUGGGAAAUGAGGCACCUAC